Molecule: messenger RNA, 801 nt
Organism: Protobothrops mucrosquamatus (brown spotted pit viper)
Lineage: Eukaryota; Metazoa; Chordata; Lepidosauria; Squamata; Viperidae
Product: zinc finger protein 202
Exons: 6
Coding region: 166-801 (211 amino acids)
Source: RefSeq, a predicted model, not a curated record
GUCUUCAUCCAGGGUACAAAAAUAACUUGUGAACAAAGAGGGAAUGAAAAAGCUGUUGAGGCUUCUCCGGGGCUUCUGCACAAUGUAGUUCCUGAGAAGAAAAGACCCUUGGACAACUGCAAGAUUUCUUGGCUACAUUUGAAGUUGUGCUAGAGGACAGAGAAAAUGGAGGAAUAUCUAGUAUGCGAUAGAGAUGGAAAAGGCCCUCCAGAGGCUCAUUCUGGGACCUGUAGGGAUAUCUGGGCAGAAACUGGGCAGGAGGUCCUAGAGAAGAAGACAAUCAGUUCAGAGGUCCAGCGCAGGCUCUUUAGGAGUGUCCAGUACCAAGAGUUUAAGGGGCCCCGAGAAAUUUGUAACCACCUUCACCACUUUUGUCGUCAGUGGCUACAGCCAGAAAGACACACUAAGGCUCAAAUGUUGGAUCUGGUGAUCCUGGAGCAGCUCCUGGCCGUCCUGCCCCCAGAAAUGGAGAGUUGGAUCCGGGAAUGUGGAACAGAGACGAGCUCUCAGGCGGUGGCCCUGGCCGAAGGUUUCCUCCUGAGCCAGGUGGAAGAGCAGAAGAAGACAGAGAUGCAGGAGUCAUUCUUGAACAUAGUCCCUGAUCAUUCCAAGAGACUGCAAGAUCCAUCAAAUUGCUCUCCAAAGCACCUUUCUAGGAUGUUCGCCGAGGAAGUUCAAUAUAAGGACACUUCACUGGAAGAUGGAAUAGUUCCAUUGAUAUUUCUAGGAUCGCCUCCGUGUACUGGUGGAGAUGGAAAAGUAACUGAGUCAGCUGUUCAGGAGAGUUUUGUCCCUCCAUAG